Messenger RNA from Solanum dulcamara, 396 nucleotides. RefSeq names its product salicylic acid-binding protein 2. NCBI's taxonomy places the organism in Eukaryota, Viridiplantae, Streptophyta, Magnoliopsida, Solanales, Solanaceae. The coding region runs from base 22 to 396 and encodes 124 amino acids. Gene Ontology annotation, molecular function: methyl indole-3-acetate esterase activity; methyl jasmonate esterase activity; methyl salicylate esterase activity. Gene Ontology annotation, biological process: jasmonic acid metabolic process; salicylic acid metabolic process. The transcript has a single exon. The record is from RefSeq and is a predicted model, not a curated record.
AAUAAUCACAAGCCUAAAGAAAUGGAACCUAUCAAGAAACAAGGAAAACAUAUUGUUUUGGUACAUGGUGCAUGCCAUGGAGCAUGGAGUUGGUACAAGUUGAAACCAUUGCUAGAGGCUGCAGGCCACAAGGUCACUGCCCUUGACUUAGCAGCCUCUGGAAUUGAUUUGAGAAAAAUAGAGCAACUUCACACACUUAAUGAUUACACUUUGCCAUUGAUGGAGUUGAUGGAAUCCCUUCCACAAGAGGAGAAAGUCAUACUUGUUGGGCAUAGUCUUGGUGGUAUUAAUUUGGGACUUGCUAUGGAAAAAUUCCCACAAAAGAUCUAUGCUGCUGUUUUCUUGGCUGCCUUCAUGCCUGAUUCUAUUCACAUGUCCUCCUAUAUCUUGAAUUAA